This is a messenger RNA of Pseudopipra pipra, 474 nucleotides long. RefSeq names its product class II histocompatibility antigen, B-L beta chain-like. Bases 1 to 474 code for a protein of 157 amino acids. The transcript is spliced from 5 exons. Lineage: Eukaryota; Metazoa; Chordata; Aves; Passeriformes; Pipridae. The record is from RefSeq and is a predicted model, not a curated record.
AUGGACACACCACCAGAGGCCCCCUACUGCCGCUACAACUACAAACUUGGUACCCCGUUCAGCGUGGAGAGGAGAGUGCCCCCCAGCGUGUCCAUCCCGCUGGUGCCGUCGAGCUCCCAGCCCGGCCCCGGCCACCUGCUCUGCUCCAUGAUGGAUUUCUACCCUGCUCCGGUGCAGGUGAGGUGGUUCCAGGAUGGGCAGGAGCUGCCGGAGCACGUGGUGGCCACCGACGUGGUCCCCAACGGGGACUGGAGCUGCCAGGUGCUGGUGCUGCUGGAAAUCCCCCCCCGGCGCGGGGUCACCUACAGCUGCCAGGUGGAGCACGUCAGCCUGGAGCACCCCCUCAGCCGGCACUGGGAGAUGCCACCGGACACCGUCCGCAGCAAGAUCCUGGUGGGGGUCGGGGGCUUCGUCUUGGGCUUGGUCUUCCUGGCGCUGGGGCUCGGCUUCUACCUGCAGGAGAAGAGCUCCUGA